AAAAAGAAAGAAAAAAAAACCCUGAUCAGUUUCUUAUUAAUAUUGGCUGCGCCUCUUAAACCCUAAACGCGCGGCUAGACCCUCUCUCUUCCUUCUUCUGCUAACUCUCUGCGGCUGUGGUGGUGACUGGUGAGGUUAUUUCGAAGCUUAAAAGAUGCUCGUUUUGUUCGAAACUCCGGCGGGUUUUGCCCUUUUCAAAGUACUUGAUGAAGGGAAGCUAUCAAAAGUUGAGGAUUUGGGGAAGGAGUUUGCGUCACCAGAUUCUGCCAGACAGAUUGUGAAGCUAAAAGCUUUCAACAAGUUUGAAAAUACAUCCGAGGCUUUGUCUGCUGCAACUUUGCUAAUAGAUAGUAAGCCCAGCAAGGGUCUACGGAAGUUUUUGCGCUCUCACUGUGAUGGUGAAACAUUAGCAGUAGCUGACUCAAAGCUUGGAAACGCAAUUAAGGAGAAACUGCAAAUUGAUUGUGUUCACAACAAUGGUGUCAUGGAGCUCAUGAGAGGAGUGAGAAGUCAGUUGACAGAACUCAUAUCUGGUUUAGCUGUUCAAGAUUUGGCUCCAAUGAGUUUGGGUCUAUCACAUAGCUUGUCAAGAUACAAGUUGAAGUUUAGUCCAGAUAAGGUGGAUACCAUGAUCAUUCAGGCUAUUGGUUUAUUGGAUGAUCUUGAUAAGGAACUCAAUACCUAUGCAAUGAGAGUUCGAGAAUGGUAUGGAUGGCAUUUCCCAGAGCUUGCUAAGAUUGUGCAGGACAAUAUUCAAUAUGCCAAGACUGUGAAGUUGAUGGGUGACCGCACAAAUGCUGCGAAACUUGAUUUCUCAGAGAUUUUGUCUGAUGAAACCGAGACAGAACUGAAAGAGGCAUCCAACAUUUCAAUGGGAACUGAAGUCAGUGAGAUCGAUCUAUCAAACAUCAGGGACUUGUGUGACCAGGUUCUAUCCCUAUCAGAGUAUAGAGCUCAACUGUACGACUAUCUGAAGAGCAGAAUGAAUACUGUUGCCCCUAAUCUGACCGCUCUCGUUGGUGAACUCGUUGGUGCUCGACUAAUUGCUCAUGGAGGAAGCUUAAUGAAUCUUGCUAAGCAACCUGGAAGUACUGUCCAAAUUCUAGGGGCAGAAAAGGCUUUAUUCAGAGCCCUAAAGACCAAACAUGCUACACCUAAAUACGGGCUUAUUUAUCAUGCAUCUUUGAUUGGUCAGGCAGCACCAAAACAUAAGGGAAAGAUCUCGAGAUCUCUUGCUGCGAAAACUGCUUUGGCAAUUCGAGUUGAUGCUCUUGGUGAUGGAGAAGACAACUCCAUGGGAUUGGAGAACCGAGCCAAGCUUGAAGCACGAUUGAGGAAUCUAGAAGGUAGAGAACUAGGCCACUCCGCCGGUUCAGCGAAAGGAAAACCUAAGAUUGAAUUUUAUGACAAGGACAAGAAGGGGGCAGGUGCAAUGAUCACCGCAGCUAAGGUUUACAAUCCUUCUGCUGAUUCUAUUCUUGGACGGACAGAACCAGAAGUUGUGAAAGAACAAGCGAUCCCAUCACCGGCCCAAACUGAAGAAAAGAAGAAAAAGAAAAAGAAGGCAGCUGUAGAAGAAGAUGCUGAUGAAGAGGAGGUAGAGAAGAAAGAAAAGAAGGAUAAGAAGAAGAAGAAACAAGCAUCAGAGGAGAAGUCUGCAGAAGAAGGUGAAAAUGGGGAGAAGAAGAAAAAGAAGAGAAAGCAUUCUGAAGUGGAGGAGGAGCACCAAACUGAAACUCCAAGUAAGAAGGAGAAAAAGAAGAAGAAGAAAAGUGGAGAUUAAAUACCAAGCCAAGUCCCCCCCAUCAUUUUAAAGAAGUUAGGUAUCAUCUUAAAUUGCUGUGUCUUUGAUUUUGCUUGUAUAAUUUAUUAAGUUUUUUAUUUUAUUUUGUGGCUAAGAAUAUUCAGAGACAUAAUUUUGAAUUAGUUAUUUUCUUUUUGAAACUUUUGUUUGAAAGAUUAUGUUUAUUAUUAGUUUUUUUUUACCAA
Impatiens glandulifera is the source of this 1989-nucleotide messenger RNA. Its product is annotated as probable nucleolar protein 5-2. The transcript is spliced from 9 exons. Gene Ontology annotation, molecular function: snoRNA binding. Gene Ontology annotation, cellular component: small-subunit processome; box C/D methylation guide snoRNP complex. The coding region runs from base 155 to 1783 and encodes 542 amino acids. NCBI's taxonomy places the organism in Eukaryota, Viridiplantae, Streptophyta, Magnoliopsida, Ericales, Balsaminaceae. The record is from RefSeq and is a predicted model, not a curated record.